AUGGCGCCUCCUGGACCCAACGAGCAGCCGCAGAACGGUCAUUCCGCAACUCAUGGACUUUUGAGUAAAGAUACUCCUGAUAUUGAGGUGAGGGGAUAGUUUAAAAAAAUUUUAAGAACGAACUGGAAAAACUCAAAAAGAAGUUUGAAUUUGUUAAAAAAACAGGGAAAAAAAGAAAAGAACUUUGAGAAAAUUCAAUAUGUUUCAAAUAUUCUCAAACUGUGCUUUUUUUAAUUUGGCUUUUUGAAUGCGCUCUAUUGAAAGAAAGAAAAAGGCAGAUCUUUGAAAAAAAUAUUUUAAUAAUUCCUCUCACUCAACAAAAAUUUAAAUUCGAUGAUCUCUCCCUUGAUCAUUCUAUUCUUAUCUUAUCGAGAAGUUUGGUUUCUCCGUAGUUAACAGUUGCAAAAAAGUAUCACGUGGUGAAUGUCGCGCCGGCGGGGCAAAGGGCAAAAAGAUCAAAUAUCAAAUCAUCAAGAAAAUUAUUCGCUUUCUAAAUAAAAGAGUUUAUUUUGAUUCUUUCAGGGUCUUUUGGCUUUGAACCCAAGAGUUCACGACAAGGCUAAUGCCGUCCCUAGCUACAUUACCAAACGAGAAAAAAACACAAUUGGAAACGAAACUCCGAUAAGGGAUGUGGAACUGGGGUGAGUGGAGUUUUUCUCUUCAUAGAAAUUAAGUUAUUUUUUUAAUGUUUUUUUCUCAUUUGAGGCUUGCGCCGAAAAAGUUGAACAACGACUUUCGCGACAUCAAGCACACGACUCUCAGUGAACGCGGCGCUUUGAAGGAAGCCAUGCGGUAUGUCUUUUUUUUUUUGAUUUUUCCCUGGAUUUGCUUCUAAUUUCCUUUUCCUUCAGGUGUUUGAAAUGCGCCGAUGCUCCAUGCCAGAAAAGUUGUCCCACUCAACUCGAUGUGAAAGCUUUCAUCACCAGCAUUUCCAAUAAGGUUCUUUGAAUUUCAAUCGUAAUCGGUAGUAUCAUUUUUCGAUGAUCAAUUCAAUUGCGACAUUUUCACAAUUUUUCAAUAUUGAAAGAUUACUUGGAAAAAAAGUUGAUCAAUAUUUAUAUUAAUUGUUUAUUUUUUUCUGAAGAGUUCUUCAAAAAAAUAGACAAUAAACUUUCGAUUCACAAAAAAAUAAUUUGAAAGUAUAAUUCAUUCUUAGUGUGGAGAGCUAACUAUCGACAAAACUAUCCAAUAUCGGUUUCAUGAGAUUAUUCCUAAAAAAAUUCUUUCUGAAAGUUUGAAGUGUUUAUACAUAACUUUGAAAGAAUAAUUUUUCAUUUUGUCGCUCUGUAUUUUUCAAAAAAACUUUCAACUCAAAAAUUCGGAAAGAAAGUUGGAAAAAAAAAUUCCAAAAGGCAUGGUCAAGUUAGGCUCGACAUUCCAAGAAGAACUUGGAAGUCGGAUUCGGACCAUGCCUAGGUGAGAAAGGUGCAGAAUUGUAGGUGAGCGGAAGCAAAGUUCCACUGGGGCAGAGCCCCGCUGCACCAUUUGACGCGAUCAUUUUUAUACCCCUCUCUAGCUGUUCACCCGACUGGCAGCGACUUUCGCCGCCCUGUAGGCUUUUUCACCGCCUCUUCGCCCGCUUGCGAUUUUUUAGUAGAUAGCUGUGGUUGCAGCGAUCCCGCUCCACGUUUUCAGCAACCCCGCACUACAUUUUUUUUCGAGUAACUACAGAAUUUUCAAAACGUUAAAUCUGUAAAAUUGCAGAUAAAAACAGUAUAACCUCAUUCGUCAGCUGCUAGCAAGUCAAACUCUCUGAGGCUUUGCAAAGUAAUCAAUUAGAGGGAAGUUUUCAGAACUACUAUGGAGCUGCGAAACAAAUCCUCUCCGAUAACCCGCUCGGUUUGACUUGCGGUAUGAUUUGUCCGACUUCGGAUUUGUGUGUUGGUUCCUGUAACCUUCAAGCCAGCGAAGAAGGUGCCAUUAAUAUCGGCGGCCUCCAACAAUUCGCCUGCGAGGUUCUCUUAUUUAUCAGCUGUUAUCAGAAACAAUUUUGUUUCAGAUUUUCAAACAAAUGAACAUCCGCCAGAUUGUUUCAAAAGAAAUCCGAGAAAGCCGUACUGCAGCUCACAAAGAGCCCAUCGCUUUUCUUGGUCACAUUUCACUUUUUAAUUAUCAAAAACAAACAAUUCUAGGCUGCGGACCUGCAAGUAUUUCUUGCGCUAGUUUCCUGGCUCGUCUUGGUUACACUGACCUCACCAUCUACGAAAAACGCCAGUUUAUUGGUGGACUCAGGUUUUCUAGUAACUUAUAAGUCUUCAAGAUCGAAGAAAUUUUUUUCAGCUCUUCCGAAAUCCCUCAGUUUCGCCUUCCCUACGACGUUGUCGAUUUUGAAAUUCAGCUCGCUCGUGACAUUGGAGUCAGGAUUGAAACUGACAGAAGUUUGCACACGAGCGAUAUAACUCUCGGAAAACUGAAGGUACUUUGACGUGAGAAAAGGAAUCAAAGUUUUAAAUUGAAAAUCUCUUCUGCGAUCUUUUGGAAUUAAAUCAAAGAAGUUAUAAAAGAAAAAUCAAAAAUAAUUUAGGCAGUAUUUCCAGAAAGUAUUUGGUUGACUCCAAUUUUCUUAUUCUGAAUUCUUCAAAAGUUCAUGUUUUUCAACAAAUAAAACCGCUAUUUCAUUUGAAAUAUUUGUUUUUUGCAGGAAGAAGGUGUCAAGGCUGUUUUUCUCGGCAUUGGAAACCCGGAGCCCAAACUUGAUCCUGUUUUCGAAGGACUUACUGUUGAGAAUGGUUUUUACACUAGUAAGAACUACCUGCCUUUGGUGGCUGCCGCUAGUAAACCAGGUAUACUUUUUCGGGUAGGAAAAUUAAUCCCGAAAGUUUAGGAAUGUGUGGUUGCAAGAGGACACCGCUGCCUUCGAUGAAAGGUCGUGUGAUUGUCCUUGGAGCAGGUUUGACUGGGCUGUGAUUUUUUAUAAACUUGAUAUUUUUCAGGAGAUACUGCUUUCGACUGUGCCACAUCCGCAUUGAGAUGCGGGGCCUCUCGAGUUACUGUAGUCUUCCGGAAAGGUUUCACUGGAAUCCGAGCAGUUCCGGAAGAGGUUUAUUAAACUUUAAUUUCAAAAUCAAGCAAAUAGUUUUCCGUGGUUGUUUAGAUGGAAGCUGCCAAAGAAGAAAAAUGCGAGUUCUUGCCAUUCUGCGCUCCAAAAAGAAUUAAUCAGAAAGAUGGACGUAUUGUUUCGGUCGAAUUUUUCAAAACGGAGCAAGACGACAAUGGCGAAUGGUCAGUGGUGCAAAUAGACUGAAAAAAAAACGUUUUUCAGGUACGUCGACGAAGAACAAUCUCUUACAAUCAAAGCUGAUUACGUCAUUUCUGCCUUUGGAUCCACUUUGAAGGAUUGCGAAGGUACUAUCAAAAAAAUUAAUUUUUCUGAAGAAAUUUUCAUUUUCAGUUUUGAAAGCACUGGAGCCAUUGAAAAUGAACAGAUGGGGAUCUCCAGAAGUCGACGGAAACACCCAACAAACUUCCGAGCCGUGGGUUUUCGCUGGGGGUGACGUUGCUGGCGUGGCCGAAACGACCGUCGAAUCUGUGAACGACGGAAAGGUAAAGCUUCUUCUCGACCUGAUUUACAAUUUACCAAAGCAUUUUCACAAUCGAAAAAGUCAAAAAAUGUGAGAAAGGUCAAAAAUGGGAGCUUUUUGAUUAUUUCUGACCUGGAGAGGAGAAAUUCUUCGCUCCAGGACUCUUCACCUUGCACAAUGACGCGCGGCAAUUUGCAUGCUCUUAGCGCUAGUUUCGAGCAAAUUUCAACCAACACGCUCUCAAUAUUCCCUCUACUUCUUGCAAAAACGUGUUUAUAUUUUCAGAUGGCUGCUUGGUCCAUCCAUCGCUACAUUCAGUCGCUUCAUGGCGUUGAAGUCCCCAAAGAGCCCAAAUUGCCACUUUUCUUCACUCCAAUCGACGAGGUAGAGAAAAAUAACUUGGGAACACAGCUUCAAUUCAAUUCAAUUCAAUUUAUUCAUUCUUGUGAGUAAGAUGGAAAUAAUCUCUGCUGAAUCAUGGUAUAAUCGAAAACUUAGUCGUCGGGUUACGGUCCACAAUCGUUGUCUAAUAAGUCCCGGCGUGAAAGCUAGCGUUGGGAAAUGAUGUGGGCCCAUUGGUAGUACCAGCGAAUAAACUGCUUCACCAUGUUGGAACAGUACAGCGCCCAGCUUGUCCAAGGCCGACGGGCGUCGGAAUAUUAUCUUAUGAAAGAACGACAAUGAGACCGACUAGUCAACGUGAUGAAAUGAGAUAAUAAUAACUUGCUCUGAAAAUAUUCUAAAAUCAGCUUCUUCAUAUUUCAAAAAAAGAAAAAGAGUCACGAAAAAAUUAAGAAAAUAUGUAUUAGUUAUCUUCGUUUUCAUUCGAUCAAAUAUUCUGUGAUAAAAAAAUUUUUAAAGAUUAUAUUACCUAGGUGGACAUUUCUGUCGAGAUGUGCGGUGUAAAAUUCGAAAAUCCGUUCGGCUUGGCCUCUGCUCCGCCAACGACAUCAGGACCCAUGUGCCGACGUGCUUUUGAGCAGGGAUGGGGCUUCAUUCUGACCAAGACCUUCGGCCUUGAUAAGGUACUUGGAUUUUGAAAAUUCUGAAAUGAAAUACUGAAUAUAGGAUUUGGUAACAAACGUUUCUCCUCGUAUCGUACGAGGAUCGACGAGCGGACCUGUUUAUGGACCUAACCAGGUUACUUCAUUUUUUAUUUGUAACAAUUUCCUGUAAGCAAUCUUUUCCGACUUUAAUACUUUUUUGAGUCUUCCAGGGCUCAUUCCUGAACAUCGAGUUGAUUUCCGAGAAAUCUGCGAAUUACUGGCUCCAGUGUAUCCGAGAGCUCAAGAAAGAUCAUCCUACCAAGAUCGUGGUCGCCUCCAUCAUGUGCACUUAUAACCAGGUGAUCUACAAGCUUCAAAACCAUCGGUUCAUUGAUAAAUAAUCAGGAAGAUUGGGUCGAGUUGGCGACGCGCAGUGAAGAAGCUGGAGCAGAUAUUUUGGAGCUCAACUUGUCUUGCCCUCAUGGAAUGGGAGAGAAAGGUCCGAGUGGAUUAUUUUGAAAUUUUUAUAUCAAUAGAUUCAAAGGAAUGGGACUGGCUUGUGGCCAAAAUCCAGCGAUUGUUCGCGAAAUCUGCAAAUGGGUUCGCAAGGCUGUCAAGGUUCGUUUUUGGCCUUCUUCAAAAUUUUUGAAGAUUUCUGAAAACUUCCGCCGAUGAAAAGAAAAGGGAUUUUAAGUUCAUGGUAACUCGGAAAAAACUUUUGAAAUUGUCGAAGGAACUGGCUAAUUCUCCCCAAUCUAUGAUGAUUACACAAUCAGAUAGUCAAAAUCGUCGAAAGGCCGAUUUUCUAUAAAAAAAAAUAAAACAGAGAAAAGGCUUUAGAAAAAAAACGCUUAAACGAGAAGAACUUUUACAGAUCCCAUUCUUCCCAAAAAUGACGCCUAAUAUCACCGAUGUGCGCGAAAUCGCGCGCGCGGCGAGAGAAGGUGGCGCUAGUGGGGUCACAGCGACGAACACAGUCUCCGGCAUGAUGCACAUGCGUGCGGAAGGAACUUCUUGGCCAGCUGUCGGAGACGACAAGAGGUUACCUUUUCUCAGUCCAUGAGGUAUUUGAAGAGGUUUCAACUCGAUUAUCUUCGAACCAUUUACGACUUAAUUUUUUGAAAAACUUGUUCAGGGCUCUUUUUAUAUUCCCAAGUUGAAAAACUCAUGAGAAACGUUUCAGAACAAUAUUUAAUUCUGAAAAAAACAACCUUUCAACUCUACAAAAUAUUUUUGAGACUUUGGUUUUUUUUUCUCAGAACUACUUACGGUGGAAUGUCGGGUUCUGCGAUCCGACCAAUCGCCUUAAAAGCCGUUUCUGCUAUUGCCAACGACCUUGACGGAUUUCCCAUUAUGGCCACAGGAGGAAUCGAAAGCGCUGAGACUGGCUUGGCUUUCCUGAACUCUGGAGCGUCUGUCCUUCAGGUGUAAUAAAUUUUGUCUCGAAAUCUAUUACUAAAAUACUCACUAAAAACAAUUAAUUUGCUUUUAAGGUAUGCUCUGCCGUACAAAACCAAGAAUUCUCCGUUAUCGAAGAUUAUUGUACUGGCCUUCGCGCUCUUCUUUACCUCAUGGUUUUUUUAAUACUUUUUUUAUAUCAGAAGUUUUUUUAUUUUUAGGGAGCUGAGUCUUUGAAAGAGUGGGACGGACAAUCUCCACCAAUCACGAAGCAUCAAAAAGGCAAACCAAUCUUGCUUCCUAACCAGGAGGUUUUUCUUUGUCAUUCUUUUUUUUCAAGUCUAUUCAAUUCAACUUGUUCACUAUAGUUGUCCAGUAAGUCCCGAAGAAUAACGUGGGUGCGUUGGUAGUACCAACGAAUCCAGAUAACUAUGCUGUGAACGAACUUUUUAUCUUCUAGAAGCUACCUUUCCUCGGAAAAUACCGUAAAGAACGCGAGGCGCGUGAGAGAGAGGCUCUGGACAAAGCCAAUCUCCUCAGUACUGAAGGAAUUCAUUAUUCCAGCCGUCCGGACACGAAAGUUACUAGUGUCCCAACAGUUCAGGUAGGUAAAUCCGGGAAAAUUUCCCAAAAUCUCUUGGUUCAGGAAGUUAUUGGCAAAGCUUUGCCGAAAAUUGGGCCAUAUGUUACUCUGAAUAACAAACAACAGAAGGUCGCCAUUAUUGAUGACGUCAGUUUCUAUCCCAGAAGAUAGUUUAUGAACUUUUAAAUUUAGGAUAUGUGCAUCAACUGCGGAAAAUGCUACAUGACCUGCAAUGACUCUGGUUAUCAGGUUAACAAUUUUGAAGACAAAUUUUCGAGAUCUGCUUUUCUUUAGGCUAUAACGUUUGAUCCAACCACUCAUCAACCACACGUCAAGGAGGACGACUGUACUGGAUGCACAUUGUGCUACAGGUAUGUCCAGAUUAUUUCAAGUUUCUUUUUCUGUAUAUUGCUUUUUGAUAAACAAAGAAUUUAAACUAUGAAACUGUAAAAUCAAUUCAAAGAGUGUGGGACCUGUCGUCUUUUUUAUCAUAGUUCCAACUAAGAAAUACUCUUGUUUUUGCUUUCUGCUCUCAAGAAGAAGCAAAAGAUCAGUAAAAGUUCACUUCGAAAGUGUUUUCAUCAAAUUCGACGUGAUCGAUGAAUUCUGUAAAAUUUUCUAAAGAUGAAAUCUGCAGCGAUUUUAUAUUGAAUAAUACUUGGGAACGAUUUUUCCAUUAUAUAUCAAAUGAAAAAUAACUUUAGAGAUUGUUAUUGACUUAUUUGAUCGGACUCCUGCGUAGCAUACGGCAGUUUUUCAUUUUUUUUUUUUACUUUCAUUGAAUUCAGUGUGUGCCCGAUCCCGGAGUGCAUCCAAAUGGUGCCGCGUAAGGGUCCUUGGAAGGCGCCGAAGCGCGGCGUCGUUCCUGACAUCGAGCCGGGUACUCCGAUGGUUGUCAAAGUCGACCAGCGCGGAAAAGUCAUCCUCGACCACACACUUGGAGGAAUGCAGUAA
Molecule: messenger RNA, 7442 nt
Organism: Caenorhabditis auriculariae
Lineage: Eukaryota; Metazoa; Nematoda; Chromadorea; Rhabditida; Rhabditidae
Source: the annotation of a GenBank genome assembly